Fraxinus pennsylvanica is the source of this 453-nucleotide messenger RNA. The record is from the annotation of a GenBank genome assembly. NCBI's taxonomy places the organism in Eukaryota, Viridiplantae, Streptophyta, Magnoliopsida, Lamiales, Oleaceae.
AUGAUGGCCGCUACCGCAGUUAUUGGACUCAGCACUGGUAAAAGACUUCUCAGUUCUAACUUCUACUGUUCUGAUUUUGUCGAAAAGGUUGCCUGCACGGCUGCACCGGUGAUCAGCAUGACAUCCACAAUUCUUAGGGCUGUUAAAGAGCAUGUAGACACUGCCUCCAGUCCUUGUACUGUGGAGGAGCCAUGGCCACAGGGAGAGGAAACCUCUGAACCUGAUUACUUGGUGAAUGCUCUCGUUUUACUGCAGAAGUCUAUGCUCGAAAAGCAAUGGAAUCUUUCGCCUGAUACGGCUGUAAUAACUGAUUUGCCGAGAGAGAAAGGCCAGAAGAAAGUGCAGUUAACUGGUUCUGGGACAUCUGCUCCAAGGAGGAGAACUGAUUCUCGAAGAGAACUGAUUCUCGAAGAGAGUUUGAACACUGCACAAAUUGGUAAAGCAAGGAGUUGA